Molecule: messenger RNA, 3057 nt
Organism: Fusarium coffeatum
Lineage: Eukaryota; Fungi; Ascomycota; Sordariomycetes; Hypocreales; Nectriaceae
Exons: 1
Coding region: 1-3057 (1018 amino acids)
Biological process (GO): regulation of mitotic cell cycle; mitotic spindle organization
Cellular component (GO): mitotic spindle
Molecular function (GO): protein binding
Source: RefSeq, a predicted model, not a curated record
AUGGCAGCGACUCCUUCCCACGGCCGCCUAAAGCUUACUCCUUCAAACUCUCCGUUCUUAGGUCGUCCGUCAAGGUCUUCCAGGUCGCCUAUGCGUGGUCGACCCCACGAUAACUCCAAGCUUUCCCUCAAGCGCGUCAUCGGUACUACCUGUUCCUCGCCUACAGGAUUCGAUACUCUCUCAUCCGCUUUUGCAUACAUUGCUGGCGGGGCUGUUGUUGUGGUGGAUGUCAAUGGCGAGAACCACUCUCAACGCUUUUACCGAGCUCGACCGACUGCCGUCCCUCUUUACUCUGUAGCAACCUUCCAGAAUACACCAUCCACACCUUCAGGAACACCAAAGGCGAACGAUAGCCGUGGCCGUGCAGGUCCUAGAUAUCCCAACUCACCACAUACAUCAUCCGAUUGGAACGAAUCUCCCAGUAAUACAUGGACGAGCCGUGAGCGAAUCAAGGCUGCAACAUGCCUUGCUCUAAGCCGAGAUGGAAAAUACCUAGCUGUUGGCGAGACAGGCUAUUCACCCCGGGUUCUGAUCUUUAACCUGCACGACACCUCUUCCGACAGCCCUUUGGUAUCAAUUAGCGAGCAUGCCUUUGGGGUCAAUUGCGUUGCUUGGUCUGCAGACACACAGUAUCUUGCAUCUCUUGGAGCUGCCAAUGACGGAUUUCUCUUCAUCUGGAAAGUCGACCCACGGACAGGUGCGGCGAAGCUCUUCAAACAGAACCGAUGCACUUCCUAUGUCAAAGACAUGGUCUGGAUAGGCAAUUCUCUUGUCACAUUUGGAGUUCGACAUGUCAAGAUGUGGAAACCGGAAGAUGGACCUGCUGUUUCGCCCACGAAACAAAAAUUCUUCAGCGAGCAGCCGGCAUCUACACCACCCUCUCAAAGGACUUUGCCAGGGCGUAACAUCCUGCUUGGUUCGCUUUUGGAGGAAACCUUUACUUGCGCUGCUGUUGUCAAGAAUUCCAGUCUCAUCAUUUGCUCAGAAACGGGCAAUGUGUGUAUUCUUGAGGACGAUGACAAACAGAUGAAGUUGCAAAAGGUUCUUAACCUGGACUUUUCUAUCUCGACGAUUGCCGUUAAAGAUAACGUUGCUUAUGUUGGCGGCAGUCAUGGCCAUUUCGCCAUUUUAGACGUUGAAGCGGUGUUGGAUGCCCAACCAGCAUCGGCAUGCGUUAAAGAUACAACAUUCGCAUCUGAGGGGCAUCUUGCUGUGGGCUUUCUGGCAGACAACCUUGUCACCAUUGACUCAAAGCAGUCCAUUGAUAUCUGGAGCUCUGACCAUGUGCCUGGCAAGGAUAGUAAGGCCAUGGCUAGCAUUCCUAUUCCCGGGCACGGACAGUCCGUGACAGGCAUCCAGGUUCUACAGCGGCCCAACGAUUUGGACGCCUCGUUUCUAACAUGGACCGUCGGCGGCAACGUCACAUUUUGGACGCUAGAAGGUCAGGUCAAGGCCUCAAUUGAUGUGCCUAUCGGUAUGACCGAACCUGAAAAUGAGAUGGACCCGGCGAACCAGCUGACUUGCGCCCGUACCACAAAUGACGGCAAACUGCUUAUCUCUGCCGAUCGGAUGGGUGUUUUGCGAAUGACUGAUAUAGCAACCAAGGAGCCUGUCUUGGAUAUCAAAGCUCACACAGCUGACUGCCGUUCCGUAAGCGUCUACGACAAUAAUGGCAAAUUUCUGAUGGCGUCGUGCGGGCGAGAUCGAACUGCACAGCUGUUCCAUCGAACCGCCGAUGGCUCCAUUGAACACUUCCAGACACUGGAGUUUGCGGCGAAGGUGGUUCAGGUCAUGGUCCCGUCCGAGGACAAGGUAUUGACUUGCUCCUUCGACCGAACUCUGCAGAUUUACGACAUCAUUACUAAAGAGGGUGACCCGGAUUCUAUUGCUGCUAUCCCCUCAAGAGUUAUCUCUUUAAAAGCUUCGCCUAGCUCGAUGACUUUGGGUAUGGGCCAGAGAACUGUAUUUGUUUCUCUACUAGAUCGAACAAUUUGCCAGUACGAUCUCAACACAGGACGCAAAAUAUCCUGCUUCAAAUGUCAAGACGAGAACAGAGGCGAAUCUGCUGUUUUGGACUCCUUGUGCUUUGGACAAUGGCCCCCGAAAGAUCAGGACUUCCUCCUUGGAACUUCCAACACAGAUAAGUCUAUCAGAUUAUACGACGCCCAAACGGGCAGCUUCUUGGACCGUGAAUGGGGCCACACAGAAGCCAUCAAUGGCGUGUGCCUCGUUGAGAAUGACGAUGGAAGCCGCAAGGUUGUGAGUGUUGCAUCAGAUGGAACGAUGAUGAUCUGGUGUUUGGAUCUUGAUGAUCCUGUGCCUGGCACAACGAGCAGAGAGCCAUCACCUGCUAAGGAUUCAGUCUCAGCACGACCACCACUUCGCAGGGUGCUUUCGAAAGCUGAACUCGCUGAAUUCCAACGGCCUUCGCCAUCAUCUGGACGAAAGUCCCCAGCAUCAGGUCGGAAGUCGCCUCCACGAACCCUUCAACGGCGAACUUCACGAUUCAAUCUGGCUGCUAGUGUCAGAACACCAACACAAGCACCACCAAUCAGCCCCAGUAGUACAGUGGCGGAUGAUACACCGUCACGACGACCUUCGGGCGACACACGGUCUAGUCCCCCGGUAUCUCCGAAAGCGAAAUCUAUGAGACGACCUUCUACUUCUAUGGGCACCCGCAAGAAGACCUCGUCGUCGAACUUGCGUGGUUUCGGCUCGGUCAACAUGGCGACAGAACAGACCUGUCGUCAACUCAGGUCAUUCAGGAAAAAGCUGGCCUCUUCAGAACCCAUUAGCCAAGACAACCUGACUGAACUGGACCAAGAGCUGCGGUUGACAGCAGCAGCUCUCGGCGAUCGGGCUAUUCGAAGCAGGGCAAUGAAUGAGACGGUUCUUAGCGGCCUUUUAGAUCAGUACUCAGAGAGACUGAUCACAUUACUAGACGAAAAGUUACGUCUGAACUACCAACCAAGGUCUCCAACUGAAAAGGAUGGAGACAGUCAGGACGAUGAGACUCAGGGCAGCGUGGAUGGGUCCUCAAGUUCGCUCUCAUCGUAA